This is a messenger RNA of Wyeomyia smithii (pitcher-plant mosquito), 652 nucleotides long. RefSeq lists its product as uncharacterized. Gene Ontology annotation, molecular function: chitin binding. The transcript is spliced from 2 exons. The record is from RefSeq and is a predicted model, not a curated record. NCBI's taxonomy places the organism in Eukaryota, Metazoa, Arthropoda, Insecta, Diptera, Culicidae. The coding region runs from base 149 to 430 and encodes 93 amino acids.
UGCGGUCACAGGGCUAGACUGCAAGAGCCUGGCGUUAUUCGGCGCAAUAGAAGGAUGUGAUAAAAUUUGAUAUAAAAUACGACAUACGGGUGAAAGUGAACAUCAAUCCCGAAGAACGGAUCCCACUGAACACUCUCUUCACAGUAAAAUGAAACUCGCAAUCGCCUUUGCCGCUCUGCUUGCCCUGGCUGCCGGGUGCGUCCGGGACGACACCGAUGGACGUCCGGCCUGCAACGCAGCCGAAAUGACCCAACGUUUCUGGCGCAACAACUGGGAUCCUACCGCCUAUUGGGUAUGCGAAACCGCCAACGUUGCGGCCACCCCGAUGCGCUGCCCGACGGAAGGGAUGUUCGACUCGGCCACACUAACCUGCAUUAACUGGUCCGACUGGGUCUGGACCGAAACGUGCAAACCACCGAGCCAGGUGUGAGCAGAUUAGACCGAACUCCAAUGAAACACUCGAAGAGUGCUCAGUUUGAUUACGAUUGUUUCCAUAAUGAACACAGUGAACAAUAUAUUUCUAAUGGCGGCAUGUUCUUUCGUUUAUUUUUUUAUAAUUUUUUCAAUUGAAUAAUUUCCAUCUAACUAUCGAUCAAUUACAACAGUAUGCAUCUCAUAAGAUAUUUUUCGAAAUAAAAAGGAACAGAAUCAA